UGACUUAUGUAAGAGAUUAGGUGGGAGAAGGUGGGGAUGUUUGCAGCGGACUGGCUGGAGUUAGAGGCAGCAUCAUGUGGCUGCUGGCUGAGGGCUGAACGCGCGGGGAGCUGCCACCGACCCACCGGCACACCGCUCCAGCCGAGCCAGCGUCCCUGUGUCCGUCCACCGAGAAGCGGGCUCCAUGUGAAAAAUGCCAACCUUUUCAGUCAUGUAUAAAGGAGCUGUCAUCAUUAGCAGGACACUAAUGGGUCCAUAUGGAGUCGACCGAGCCGUUCAUUCCUUGGAGUUUAUCGACUGUGAAAACGGACUCGGGAUUAAAGUGAUUGGUGGAGUGAAGGAGCUAACUGGAGAGGAGUUUGGAGUUUACGUCAAGAGGAUUUUACCAGGUGGCCUUGCUUCAACUGAUGGUAACCUGAUGCCAGGAGACCAGAUCUUGGAGGUGAACGGGGACAGUCUGGUUGGAGUCACCAGUGAAAGAGCUGUGGACAUCUUACGAGCCGCCUCAGCAACCAAUCACAUGCGCCUUCUGAUCGCCAGAGACGAGGAGGCAAAGAGAGAAUUUGCUGAUCUGCUGGAAAAAUAUGGAUCCAACGGCAGCACGGGAUCAACACGCAACUCUCCCAUCCAGCAAGGAGGUCGCUACCUGGACAGCACAUCAUCCGGUUCCUCGUCUCGAUCCCAGAGUCCGUUGUUGCUAAGCCCUGCAAGCUCUCAGAACAUGUACAACAACGGCGGGCCCAUGAUGCGCUCGCUCAGCCACCCAGGAGAAGGAGUGAUUCAACUCAUAACUGUAGCGCGGUCCAGUAGUUUGGGAAUCACCAUCGGAGGAGGCUCCAACAGGCCCGAUGGGCCUGCAGUCUUUAUCCAAGAGGUGCUGUCUGGAGGAGACUGUCACAGGGAUGGACGCCUGAGGCCUGGAGACCAACUCAUUGCCAUCAACAAGGAGUCCUUGAUAGGUGUGACUCACGAAGAGGCCAGGAGCAUGCUGAACAAGGUCAAAUUCAGCCAAGACGGUUCAGUGGAGAUCGCCUUCAUCCCGAGUAAAGGGCUCUUUCCAAGCAGUACAUCUCUUCACAACGGAGUCCAGAGAGCCACCGGCAACAGCUACAACCCUGCACGUCUGAAGGUCCACAUCAGAUCACCUGAGAUCUGUGCAGAGGAGCCAGCUCCCAUGUCCUCACCCUCCCCGGACAUCUGCCCUCCAGAUAUCAAUGUUUCAGGUUCAACCAGCCAGAGGUCCCCAACAGGGGGGAAACCAAAGAUAACCCUGGACCCCUACAUACGGCUCAAAUCUGAUAAGUUGGAUCUGGCUCUGACUUUCCUCGGUUUGGUUGUCACAGAAGAGAAGAAAAAGAAGCUGAGACAAAGUCUGACUCCAGACCCACAAGGAACGGUAGCAUAUGGAGACUUUGUGGAGGCUACCCGAAGUAUCUUCCAGGAGGAACUGGAGGAAAUGGAUCUGGGUUCGGGUCCCUUCAAUUUUUCCUAUCACGAAGCAGCCAAUUUGAUGGACACGUCGGCCUUCCACUCACCAACAUACGAGUCAGAGUGCAGCUACAGCAGUGAGGAGAUUGAGCAGUUUCAGACGGAAGUGAAGCAACUGCAGACCCAGAUGAAGCAGCUCAAGGUGAUGCUGAAGGACAUGGAGCACAGCAAGAAAACGCUGGAGGAGGAGCUGCAGAAGACAUCGGAGAAAGCCUGUAUGACCGUGGAGGAAAACGCCCGUCUGAAGAGCCGUCUGCAGGCGGCAGAGGCCGAUGUGGUGCAGCGGCAGACCAGCAGUGCCGAGCAGGACUAUGAGGAGGUUAUCCAGCUGUUAGAGGCAGAGAUCAGAGACCUGAAAAACCAGUUGGCCAACAAGAGGCAAGUUCGAGGAGCAGACUCCACCAAGGAGGAGGUGGUGGACCUGAGCAGGAGGCUGACGACCAUCGACUCGCAGCUGAGGAGGUCAGAACUGAGCAGGAAACACCUUGAGAUCUCCAACAAGAAGUUGCUAGGUUUUGCACAGAACGUCCACAAAGUCCUGACAACGCCAAGUCUGUUUGGUGGAGAGGGCGGCAGCAACAGGUCGUCUCCAGCUGCAGACAGCCCCGACACCCCCUCGCCGCUUCCUGACCCCGCCUUCCAGCUGGCUGUGGAGGCGAAAGCGCUGAUGGAGGGAGGGACUGCUGUAGCUGCUGAUGAAGCAUCAGAAGCUACAUCAGAUGCUGAUGGUCAUCACGUCUGAGCAACACAGAACCAGAAAGGACUAGAGGAGGAGGACCCGCUCUGUCACCACAGAGGCUGAACCUACAACGUUCUUCUCCACCAUCAACUACAGAAUGCGACAGCGUUGCUUCACAACUGAAGGAAACAGGAACACAGCGUAAAACAAUCAGCACCCUCUGUUCUCAGUGACUCGUCGCGUUUCUUAGCCGAAGCUCGCACACAGUGUCUUCAACUGACAUUUUCAGCGUCUCUCUGCAGGACACCUUGACUCUGUCAAAUGAUAGUUACCGUUACAGCAGGUGGUGUUAAAGGGCUGCAUGACCGAGUCCACAACACACACAUGCUGCGGUAGACUUUGUUAAUAUUCCUCCCUGACCUCUUUUGUAACCUGACACACACACUGCAUGUGAUGGAAAGCUUGUUUUCACAGACCAGACCAUCCUAAGCUGAACUCUUCUGACUUCUGCAUCAUGAUCGUUCGCCGCCUUCGGCCAUGUUUGCUGCUGCAAACGUUACGAACUGUUGAGCAAAAUGUAGACAAAGCAACCCUUCACCAUCAUAUCAUUUCCUCACACUUUACUGUAAACAGCAAGGACGGUUGUAAAAGAUGUUGGAACUGAGCAGUGAGGGUCAUCCGCAGCUUCAUGCCUCCUGUAUCCAGAGGAGGAGCUUUUCUGUCACCGUAGCAACAGCCGUGUAAGCUUGUGUUUGUUAUUCGCAGCAGACGUCCGUUGUAGGCUUCAUGUGGAACAUUAUUUUAUUUCUGCAGACAGAAACUGUGAUGUGUCCUGUUAACUCAGCCAAAUUGCAUCUUUGGUGUAGCCUCUUGUUCUUUCUGUUAUGUUUUAUAUUAAAGGAAUAUCUGAU
Molecule: messenger RNA, 3078 nt
Organism: Melanotaenia boesemani (Boeseman's rainbowfish)
Lineage: Eukaryota; Metazoa; Chordata; Actinopteri; Atheriniformes; Melanotaeniidae
Product: syntaxin-binding protein 4
Exons: 21
Coding region: 194-2230 (678 amino acids)
Molecular function (GO): protein binding
Source: RefSeq, a predicted model, not a curated record